AUGGAUCAGGCCUCCAGGUCCAGCACAUCUGUGCUGUCAUUCAGCAGCUCUCAAGUGGGACCACCUGCCCAGUCUCCCAUCUCAGACCCUGAGCCUGAGCCCUCCAUCUCAGACCCUGAGCUUGACUUCCCCUUCUCAGAGUCAGAGACCGAGUCUCCCAUCCCAGACCCUGAUCCUGAGUCCCCAAUCACAGAUUCUGAGCCUGAGUCCCCUAUCUCAGACUCUGAGCCUGAAUCCUCCAUCUUAGACCCUGAGACCGAGUCACUCUUCCCAUACUCAGAGACCAAGUCUCCCAUCCCAGACCUUGAUCCUGAGUCCCCCAUCUCAGACUCUGAGACUGAAUGCCCCAUCUCAGACCCUGAGCCCAAGUCUCCCACCUCCACUCCACCACACCCUCUGCCCCAGUUCACCAUCCCAGACCUGGAGCCUCACCUUCACCUCGCUGCAGGGCCCGCCGCUGCCUCUUCCAGCCCUAGUCACUGUUGCCUUAAGUUUGCCAUCUAG
This is a messenger RNA of Octodon degus (degu), 504 nucleotides long. RefSeq names its product proline-rich receptor-like protein kinase PERK10. Lineage: Eukaryota; Metazoa; Chordata; Mammalia; Rodentia; Octodontidae. The record is from RefSeq and is a predicted model, not a curated record. The transcript has a single exon. Bases 1 to 504 code for a protein of 167 amino acids.